Molecule: messenger RNA, 4938 nt
Organism: Melopsittacus undulatus (budgerigar)
Lineage: Eukaryota; Metazoa; Chordata; Aves; Psittaciformes; Psittaculidae
Product: carbohydrate sulfotransferase 9-like
Exons: 5
Coding region: 363-1307 (314 amino acids)
Biological process (GO): carbohydrate biosynthetic process; proteoglycan biosynthetic process
Cellular component (GO): membrane
Molecular function (GO): sulfotransferase activity
Source: RefSeq, a predicted model, not a curated record
UAGAGAUGCAUACCUAAACAUUCACAGCAAAACACUUGCAUCUUUUAGGUGGACGUUUAAUCAAAACAAAGACAAAUACUAUGUUUACAGUGUUUCAGAUGCUCUUCUGGGAAAACAUCUAUGUGGAAGCAGAAACGUUUUGCCCAGUCCUGAAGUCCGGAGGAAUGGGAAAUCUCCACUGAGGUUCUCUUAUAGGGUUGCUCUUAGGUGAUUUUCAUCACUGAAGACCUUGCAUUAUACAGAGCUCCGUACUGGGGUUGCCCCAUCAGGAAACAUCUUCAGAAAAAGCCUUUGAAUUUCACCUUCAGAAAGGCAGAUUUCCACUUUAGAGUUCAUGUCAUCCUCCUUCCUGUGAAAAUAAUAUGAACCAGAAGGUGUUAAUUUUCCUUCUCCCAAAUUUUAUUUUUGGGAUAUUUCUUUUUGGCUUUUUUUGUAAGAGACAAAAAAACCUAACAGGUGUUUUUCCUGAUCGCACUGAAGACUGGCUGGCAAUUCAGAAUGAUCGCAAAAGCACACUGGCUUCUCUCUGCCUGAAGAACGACCUCCUCAAAUUAAGAAGUAAAUUGGAUUCUUAUGUUGCAAGCCAGCUCUUUGUGGAGCACAAACAUAAAUUUAUCUACUGUGAGGUGCCCAAGGUAGGCUGCUCCAACUGGAAGAGAACUAUUUUUCUUCUCCAAGCAAACUUAAAUGCUGAAGCUUCUGAAAUUGAGCAUGACCACAUCCACCGAACCUCACUGAUCAAGAAGCUGGUGGUGUACCCUCCUGCCAUACAAAAAGAAUUUCUAAACAACUACACCAAAGUGAUGUUCACCAGACAUCCCUUGGAGCGCCUAGUUUCAGCUUACAGAGACAAACUUCUGCACUCUGAGCCAUUCUACAGUGUCACUGUGGCUAAUGAGAUUAGGGCAAUGUUCAGGAAAGACAAAAAUUCGUCUGAAAAAGUGAGUUUUCAGGAGUUUGUCAGUUUCAUUGUAGCAAAACCACCAAAUAGUCUUGACAUUCACUGGAAACCAAUGUUUCUGCUCUGUGAUCCUUGCAACAUUCACUAUAAUAUUCUGGGUAAGUAUGAAACUCUUAGGUUAGAUUCUGAGCAUGUUCUGGAGGUCAUUGGAGCACCAAAGAGACUGCACUUCCCCGACUUGAAGAGGUAUGGCUCAGAGAAACGAACUAAUGGUGAUAUCACCUUGGAGUACCUCAGACAAUUGAACCUAGAACAAAUUGAGAAGAUCAAAAAAUUGUAUCAAAUGGAUUUUCUCUUAUUCAACUAUACCAUGGACUAUGAGGAUUAUUUUUCCCUGAAUGACUAAUGUAGGUUAAACAAAGAACUGUUUCCUCUGUACAAAACGGGCUGAACCUGUUCUCACAGGUGCUUGAUAUGUGGAUUGUUGACUGACUGCUGCUGAGUUUCUGUUGGUGUUUGGGGAUGUGGUUAAUCAUCCUAAGCACUCUUAUAACAAAUCCCUGCCAUGAUCUCUUGUACUGUACAGUACUUUACCUAUAUGAAAUGAUUGUCUUCCUGUUGACUGUUAACGGCGUAUGUUUGUUUCAUGAAGACGGUUUAUAAAUAAUAGAUUUUGGUCUGUUGGUAAGAGGGGAAGGAUGGAGAAUGUUGCUUUCCACAACAAAUAUUUUUAGGACAUAAUUUUUUUUACAUUAAGGACUUAUUUUUUAUUAGAAAAAGACAUAAGAAGCAAUAAAUUAUCUUCUUUAGAGUCAAACCACUUGUCUGCAAGAGCCUCAAUCAUGAAUCCUGUAGAAAAGAAGCAAAAAACUUCAGAUGCUUGAAGCUGCAUUGCACGGAAUUUAAUGUCCGAUUAUAUUCCCUUUUAGCAGUGCUGUCACCACAGCCCACCAGCCUCAUCUCUCCAGAAGCUUAGUUGGCAGCAAUCCAGCCAGGGUUUCCCUUUUAUCUCUUCAAAAUUGUCUGAUGAGCAACAGGUCUGGUGUUCCUGGUGACUUUGCACUCUCUUCACCAUCUUUGUGAGCAUUAUAGUCUGAUUUAAGAGGGAAGGCCUGAGAAAUAUGUCUCUUCUUUUGAGAAGUAGGUAGAUGGACCCCUAAACUGUACCACUGAGGUGGUGCAGGAUUUAAACCCUCAGUGGAAAGGUGACUCUUACCUAUUCUCCAAAAGCACUUACCACCCAGUCAACUGGCUGGGCAGUCAGCACAGGCAGGACAAUGUUUGGGCUUUCCCCAUUCAUGCCUGCUGGAGCCCAUGAGCCCCUGGGACUGGUUUGAGCAUGGCAGUUAGGUGGAGCUGGGUAACUUCAGGUAAUACAUUUGUUCUGCCUGCUGCUUUCUCACCUCACAGGAGAUUGAGUGCAAAGAAACUGAUUGUAGUAUUAAUAGAUUGUAGUAUUAUGGUGAGUGGGGUGAUGAAGCAUGUGUGAGAAGCAACUCAAGCCAUUAUCCACUUCUUAUAUUCUUACAUGGCUUUAGUUUUAGAUCUGUAACUGCUAUUAAGUACAAGACUUGCUCCAUUUUUUGAAAAUCAACUGCCUAGUCACAUUGGAAAUUAAUUUGUGACCACAUUAAUUGUAGCCAGUUUUAGAAACUAAUAAUGAAUAUUAGCAUCACCUGUAGGGGAUGUCAGCCUCUCAGGAGCCAUCUUGAAAAUCUCCCAAAUGCACUUGGUUCCUAUCAGCUAUAUCUGCAAAUGUAUAAAGUCUGGCAGACAGGUCUUGGCUCCAGAGGUGGCUCACAGCUUCUCAAUACAUAGAAAAUGACAGGGAUAAAACAGCUUAAUCACACUGCCACCACCAAUCUGUACAGCCUUUGCUGCCAGCAGCAUGGCCAAGGGAGAGGGAAAAGGAUGCUGAGAGAAAUGGAUGCAAAGGGAUUGGAGUCAUGAGGGCUGUGAACAGCUUCCAGUGCAGAGUGGUCUUUCUCAGAGGGAAGAUGCAGUGAUAUACUGAACAUCAGCUGGAAACACUGAUGGGACCAUAGUGUCAGGAGGAAGCAGAGGAAGAAGCUUGCUACAUCCCUCCUUGAUGGCAGAUGGCACACAAAGCCAGAACUACUGUUCGGUACAUCUGGCAGCUCUUGUGUGGCUGACUAGUCCACAAAUGGGGCAGCUUUGGCACAAGAGGAGAUUCAAAGUGAAAAGGCCAAGGAAGAACAGCAAGAAAAAAAGAGCUUGUGAUUUCAUGUAGCAUAUGAUUUACAUUCAUGGUUCUGGAGCUUAUCUUCACCACCACCAUAUGUGGUAUCCCCACAGUCCUGUUGUCCCCCAGUACUGGACUACUCGUGCUGCCCUGGCAGUGCUGUAGUUCAUGUGAAUUUCUUUUACUGUUUAAUUAUGCUUAGGCAGAGGAAGCUGGAGAUGAUUCCCAUCAGAACAAAGGCUAUGCAGAGGGAUGCAGUUUCUCUCUCCCCUUCUCCCCCAAAUUGGAGCCAUCUCCAGCUACCUGCUUCUCCUGCUUUCUUUGUCAGAUCAUGUAGAGGAAGAGAAGAAUAAGAGUUGCUUCAUAACUUGCUUCUAAAUGACAGAUCCCUCCAGAACUAUAUCUAAAGCUAUAAAUAUAGCUAAAGCUACAUUAAUUUUCUGGCACCGACAGACAGCCUAGAAAAACUGAAGAAAUGAUACUGACAGUUUGAUAAGUGUCUUUGUUAUCAGCACUUGGGUAGUUAACACUCCCCUCCAGUUUCUUGCUGUUAGAUGCAAGUGGUUUUCUAUUCUUAAUUCCUCUUUCACACAGGAUCUCAUAUUCUUCCUGCAGUGCUGACAGAAAACGGAUGGCUAAUUCAUUCAUCACAAGCACUAGUCAGCAACGGAGGCUACUGGUGCAGAAAAAUCUCUGUAACUAUUCACAACGGACUUUCAGAUUUGUCAUUUGCCUACAGGAAACUGUAAGUAGCACAUUGCCUGGAAGCACUGGCUGUUGUAAUGCUGUUAACUAGUUUGGAUCUCAACAAAAGAAACCUGCAGAAGAUGUGUGUGCAUCUGUGCACAUAUAACAACAGAUUUAGGAAGCAAACUGAUAUAAGAUGUACAUUGCCAAUGCUAACAAAACGAGAAUAACAGGCUGAUAUCUGUUGGAAAACAGAAAAAAAUGGACAUUACCUCAUAAAAGAUAUUGUAACAUUCCCAUGUAGGCAUUUUUUAAUUCUCAACCCAAUCUACCACAUUUCCAUUUCUGCGAGCUUGAGAAUACUUCCUAAGAUCCCCCACACAAGAGCUGCUGUGCUGUGGUGCAGGAGUAUGUAAGAGCUCUGCAAUAUGCCUCAGAGUUAAUGAAAACAAUGGCUACUCGCUAUAUGUUGUAGAACGCCUUCACAGCUUGUGAAGAUGGGCAUGGAAGUUCAGGCUGAGCUCAAAACAUGAAUCUGCAGGAGAAAAUUGUUAGGUCUUUAGUAAUUGCAUUGAGUUGGUUGUAUUUUUUAGUGAUAGCUGUCAAGUGCUUGUGGAAAACUGUGGUUUAUGAUAUUUCCUAAUAUGUGAGCAAUAGAACAGAGUGGGGACUGUAGCACCUUAUUUAUUUCCCAAGUGAAUCCCAAGACUCAUUCCACUGGACAGCAUAGUAAGUUUGCUGAUAAAAGGGCUUAUUGUUACUUCAUUCUUGAUAUUGUAAUGUAAUAAAAGCUGAUGAAGACUCUGGAGCUUGUCCUACAAGAGCUGCAGACACCUGUACAUUUCUCUCUCUUCAUGUCUCUUCAUGGCCUGGGAGAGAACUCUCCUGUACUGUCUUCCCUACAAGUGUACGGUACAAAACAAAGGCUCUAAGCUGAGCUGGCCUCACUCUUGCCUUUGCCUAGAGAAGAACACUCAGUGGAGCUUCUUUCCUUCAGAUGCUUACUCUGGGUGAUGUUUUCCUGGGAGGCUGGGUGCUUGCAGUUGGGAGCAGGGAUGGAGGGCUCUGGUGGGGCUUGGAGCUGAGGUUCUGUGGUGUAUUCAAGGGGUAGGAGGUGCUAUAAUUAAUCUUCUGGUUUAAUGUUAUA